GUAAUAGCACAGUAUGGCACACGUACUGCGUGUCUUUUGAGGACAAGGAAUGGAGAGCGUGGUGGGCAUUGUUGCCCGCACUGUCGACGCCGCGCACCAGCUAGCGAAGACUAUACAUGGCGCAAAUUGUAAAUGGUCAUACCAACAGUGGAUUGGGCUAAGGCCGGGAGAGAGCAACGCGGCCUGGACUGGCGCUAGCGGAGUGCCCGCGCCUGCGCAGCUGCUGCUGAGCCACGACCAGAGGCGGGCUUUCAUCCUGGUUGCCACGCAUGCGGAACCCACACAGCUCCUGGCAGCGGCCGAGGCUGCAGCUGCCUCGGCAGUAGCAGCGUCGCCACCGGGAGCAGUAGCAGCACCGGCAGCAGCGUCAGGCGCGGCGGCACAGGCCGCGCCAGGCAGUAGUACGAGCUCCAGCGCCGCGGGCCCCGAUGACGCGUGGGCGCUACUGCCGCCGCUGCAGCGGCUGCAGCAGCAGCACUCGGCAGCCGUCAAUGCGCUGCUGCUACAGCUCUUCUUGGCAUCGGACGUUGUGCUCGUGCUACUGCCGACGGGGCGGGGCCUUGGCGGGGGUGGCGGCGGCGGCGGAGGGCCGCUGGCAGGGGCUACGGAAUGGCUGUCUCGCCUUCGGCUGCUGCAGGGCGCGAAGCGAUCACUCCAGGAGUCGCUCAACCAGCACCAGCAGCCGGCAGCCAAGACCGCGGCGGGCGCCGGCGACGCGGCGCUGGCGGUGCUGGCGGCACUGACUGGCGGUCGCUCGGCAGCGCGGCCGCCGCCCCAGCUGUACUUUGUCUCCCCGGCCGACGCUGCCUCCACGUCACCGCAGCAGCAGCGGGGCCGGGACGCCAGCGCGUUGCUGCGGGCGCUGCUGAAGCGCUGCCGCCCCCUGCCCGCCGCCACCACCAUUACAGGCGGCGGCGGCGGCGGCGGGUCGCCCGACCUGUUGUGCAGCCUCCAUCCAAACACGGUGCUGUUUGAGCUGGGGCCGCUGGCGCUGAGUCCGGCGCAGGUGCACUCGGCAGUGCUGGCGGCGCUGCUUGGCGCCGACGGCGCCGAUGGCUACACGUCGAUGAUUGGUGGCGGCGGCGGCACGGCUGUAGCAGCAGCAGCAGCAGCAGCAGCAGCAGCCGACGGGCUGGCGGAGUUGCGCCAGGCGGUGGAGGAGGCUGUAGCAGAGGCUGUCUCAGCCGGAGGCCGUGGCGGUGGUGGCGGCGACGGAGGCGUCGGCAGCAGCGGUGUGAGGCGGGUGGCAGAGGUUGUGCUCGCGGCUGCACCCGGGCUUCAGGGGCCAGUGGUGGCGGAGGCGGAGGCGGCGCGGUUCGCGGCUGGCUGGCUGACGGCGGCGGGCGCGUUGCUCAGCUCAGCGGAGGCGGCCGCGCGGGCGGCGGCGGCGCAGCCGCUAGACUGGGUGCCACUUCCGCUUGGAAGUGGCGAGGAUGGUGGCGGCGGCAGUGGACGCGGCCGCGGCGCGCGCGGCGGCCCAGCCUCUCGCGGUGGCGGCGGCGCCGCCGCCGCCGCCGCGGCCAGCAACGCGACCGACCCGCUGGCGGUGGCGGCGUUGUGGCUUGCCAGUGGCGGCGGUGGCGGCGGCGCCGCCGGCGGCGGUCUGGCGGCGCGGUUGGCGACGGAGCUGUGUUCGCAGGCGGUGGAGGCCGGACUGCGGCAUUACCAGGCGGCGCUGCCGCCGCGCUGCCCGGCACGUGUGCACGCGUCAUUGACGGCGGCGGCGGUUGCGACGCUGGCUGCGACGGCGCCGCCGGGCGCCGCCGCUGACGCGGCGGCUGCGCGACUGCGUGCGGCGUGCGCGGAGGCUUGGCUGCGCGGCGGGCGGCAGCAGUGCAGUGCGCUGAGUGUGACGGGGCGGCCCUGCACACGAGCCUUACACGACCCGCGCGAGCCCCACGCCGCCGACGGCACUGUGUGGGUGGCCGCCACCACCACCGGCAGCGCCUUCGUGCGGCUGCCCGACCCCUUCGACCUGCAGGCCGCCAACACCAGCCCCUACUUGGACGACGGAGAGGCGGUGGCGGCAGCGCCGCCGCCGCCACCUGCUGCGCCGCCAGCGGCCUCGGCCACAGCCGCCAACGAUGGCGCUGCCGCCGCUGGCGGCAAGAAGCAGGGCAAGGCACCGGCCGCUGGCAAGGGAGCCGCUGCCGUAACGGCCGCAGUACCGCCGCAACCGCCGGCGGUUGUGAUUCAACCGCCGCCGCCGUACAGCCGCCACCUUGUGGUUGCAAUGGCACAGGCGCCGGACGGUUCGGUACGACAGAGCGCGCUGGGCCCGUGGGUGACGCUGACGCGGCUGGGGCCGGCGAGUGCCGCCGCCGACCGGCGCGGGAUCCAGAACCAGCCGGGCCUGGGCGGCGCGGAAUCCGGAUCCCAUCUUGCCUGCCUGCCCCUCAACUUGGAAACAAGCGGCGCUGCCUCGCUUGGGGUGCCGGUUGCUGGGGGCGGUGGUGGCGGCGAGCGGCGCCAGGGCCGCGGCGGCGGCGGCGGCAGCGGUGCCGCCAAGGGCGGAGCGGGCAGCGUGCCGCGGGCGGCGCGGCAGGCAGCGGCGGCCGCCGUGGCGGCGGCAGCUGUCGCGACUCCCGACGGCGGCAGCGACAGCGACGGCGGCGCCGGCGUCAACCCAAUGGACGAGCAGAGCUUCCCGUCGUUGGCGGCGGCGGUGGCGGUGUCGCAGGCCGGCAAGGCGGCGGCAGCGGCUGCCGGUGGCGGCGGGGGUGGCGGCAAGCGCGGCGGCAGAGGCAGCGCCGCCGCCGCUGACGUGUCAGCUGAGGAGGAGGCUGUGCCCGUGUCUACACGUGAGCGGUUGGCGGUUGCCAAGGCCUGGCCCUAUCCAGCCGGCGGCGGCCCGGGUGCCAGUGGCGGCGGUGGCGGCGGCGGCGGCGGCGGAUCCGGCGGCGCGGGAGGGUCAGGGCGGGGCGGUGCUGGCGGCGCGGCGCGAGGCCGGCGCGGCCGCGGACAGGACCCCGCGGCGGCGGCGGCAGCAGCCGUGGCGGCGGGACUGGAUGCGUCCGCGUUCCCAGCUCUGCCCACCAGCCGGGAUGUGCGCAAGGUGUACAUGGCAUACGAGUACGAGACACUGGACGGCCGCCGCUUCUUCGCAACGCCACAGCAGAUGGCAGCGGCCACCGCCGCCGCCGCCGGCAUCACCGCCGCCACGGCCGUUGCCGCUGGCGGCGGCGGCAGGCCCUCUGGCCGCCAGCCCCGCGGCGACGCCACGGCCACCGCCGAAGCGGCCGCUGCAUCGGCGGCCAGCGCGGCGGCUGCCGCGGCCCUAGCCGCCGCCGCCAAGGCGGGCGCCGCCGACCGUGCUGACCGCGGUGAGCGCGGCGAGCGCGGCGAGCGCGGCGAGCGCGGCGAGCGCGGUGGCAACGACCGCGACCGCGGCGGUGACCGUGGCGAGCGUGGCGGCAAUGACCGUGCGGAGCGUGGCGGCAGUGAUCGUGCUGGCAGCAGCGCCACGGCUUGCUACCUGUUGCAGCAUGACGCGCCGCUCUUCCUGGCGGCGCCGCCGGGGCUGGCGGCGGAGCCGUCGCUGGCCGGUGUCGCCGCCGACGGCGCGCCGGCGUGGGACACGCUGCCACCGCGGAGGCCGCCGUCGCUGGCGCAGCUCCGCCGCGUGUUCAUCGCCACUCCGCCGUCUGCGUGCGGCGAGCCGCUGCUGGCCAGUCGACCGGUGGUGCAGUUCCGGCUGCCGUCGGCAGCCGCGGCGGCGGCGACCGGCGCGGCGCCGCCGCCGGCCGGCGCCGCGGGCUCGGGGCCGCUGACGUCAGCGGCCGCGCUAGCGGCGGCGCUGCUGCCGGCGGAUGCCGCCGACGCCGGCGGGCUGCUGGCGGCGGCGUGGAGCGGUCCGCGGCCCCUCCCGGGCUCCCUGGCGGCUGCUCCGGGUGGUGCGGCCGACGGUGCGGCUGCUGGUGGCGGCGGUGGGGUUGGUAAUGGGGCUGCCCAAGCAGUGCCGCCAAGCUGUGGUGUGCCGUUGCCGCUGCGCCUGGAUGACGCGGCGACCAUGGUGGCCGGGCGUGGCCCGGCGGCGGCGGCGGUCCACGUGUCUCUGGCUCGGCCCGUGCCGCUGCCGCCAGACAGCCUGAUGGUCCUCAGCCUGCCUGCCGUGUAUGCGUUGCCGGCAGAGUGGCUGGGCUGGGGGCACGGCAUGGCGCCGCGGCCCGCGCCACAGCUGCAGCCACCGGAGCUGGCGCGAGACGCUGCAGGGGCGGCUGGGGGCGCGGGCGAAGGUGCUGGGGCACAGGAGAGCGGGAAAGACGCGGCGUCGGGUGGAGGCGGCGGAGGAGGCGGCGCAGGUCCCGCGGGGGCAUCAGCCGCGGGGGCAGCGGUGUCGCAGGGUCCGCUGGUGCCCUUAGUGCAGGUGGAUGAGCGCCUGCCCUAUGAGGCCAGGCUGGUGGCGGGCACUGCGCUGUUCCCCAUCCCCGUGGCGCAGGGGCAGGAGCAGUCGGCGCCGUCGGGGGCGCAGCAAUCAGGCUAGCGAGGUCUGGGGCGGUCAAAGGUUCGUGCUUGUGCCCCGGGAUUGGGUUUCGUGUUCGGGAAGCCCGUCAAUCAGCCCUUAAAA
Messenger RNA from Chlamydomonas reinhardtii, 4567 nucleotides. RefSeq lists its product as uncharacterized. NCBI's taxonomy places the organism in Eukaryota, Viridiplantae, Chlorophyta, Chlorophyceae, Chlamydomonadales, Chlamydomonadaceae. The record is from RefSeq and is a predicted model, not a curated record. Bases 50 to 4483 code for a protein of 1477 amino acids. Gene Ontology annotation, biological process: nuclear-transcribed mRNA catabolic process, nonsense-mediated decay. The transcript has 9 exons.